Molecule: messenger RNA, 2315 nt
Organism: Lepisosteus oculatus (spotted gar)
Lineage: Eukaryota; Metazoa; Chordata; Actinopteri; Semionotiformes; Lepisosteidae
Gene: thoc5
Product: THO complex 5
Biological process (GO): positive regulation of DNA-templated transcription, elongation; mRNA export from nucleus
Cellular component (GO): THO complex part of transcription export complex
Molecular function (GO): mRNA binding
Source: RefSeq, a predicted model, not a curated record
CGGAAAGGUAACUGCGCUGCCCCGGGAUCCCCAUCCGGGUCAGAGGUCAAAGUUAAAGUCCUCCAUGUUUUUUUGGGGGGGGAGUUUAGGGAGCGCUCCUAGAAUCGCCUGCAAAUGUCGGCCGACACCCUGAAGAAGAGGAAGCCCAAAGUGAUCCGCAAUGAGGGUACCCCAGAAUCAAAACGCAAUAGGGGAGAGGGGGACCAGGACGUGAGAGUGUACAAUGAGGAGGUGGAGCUGGAGAGCAGGGAUACCAACCAGGACUACACUCUGUACAAGCAGACCUGUCAGGACCUGGCCAAACUCAUGGCUGAGAUCAACGAGCUGAAGACCAGUGGCAGCAAGGACAAUUCGGCAGAGAUUGAAGAGAAGCGCAUGAUGGGGUGCAUCCACUUCAUGACCCUGAAGAAGCUGAACCGGCUGGCUCACAUGAGGCUGAAGAAAGCCAGGGAUCAGACCCACGAGGCAAAGCAGAGAGUGGAUGCUCUUCACCUCCAGCUACAGAACCUGCUGUAUGAGGUGAUGCACCUGCAGAAAGAGAUCAGCAAGUGCCUGGAGUUCAAAUCGAAGCACGAGGAGAUCGAGCUGGUCAGCGUGGAGGAGUUCUUCAAGGAGGCCCCCCAAGAGAUCUCCCGCCCUAACCUCACCAGGGAAGACCCUCACCAGCUCACCUUGGCCCGUCUGGACUGGGAGCUCGAGCAGAGGAAGAGGUUGGCAGAGAAAUACAAGGACUCCCUGUCCAGCAAGGAGAAGAUCUUGAAGAACAUCGAGAUAAAGAAGGAGUACCUCAGCAGCCUGCAGCCAGGCCUCAACGCCAUCAUGCAGGCUUCGCUGCCGGUCCAGGAGUACCUGUCCAUGCCCUUUGAGCAGACGCAGAAGCAGAACGAAGUGGCGCGCCAUCUGCCCCCGCCUCUCUAUGUGCUCCUGGUUCAGGUCAAUGCGUUUGGCCAGGCCUGUGACAAGAACCUCUCUGUGUCCAUCAGUGGGGAUGUGGACGAAGCCAAGGCUCUUUCCAAGCCCCCUGAGGACUCCCUGGACGAUGAGAGUGAUUCUGAUGCAGAAGAAGAACAAAAUACGAAGCGAAGGCGGCCCACCCUGGGCGUCCAGCUGGAUGACAAGCGGCGAGAGAUGCUGAAACGUCACCCCCUGUCGGUCUGCGUGGACCUCAAGUGUAAAGAUGGCAGUGUGCUCCACCUCUUCUUCUACUACCUGAUGAAUCUGAAUAUCAUGACAGUGAAGGCGAAAGUGUCCACAGGGACAGAGCUGCCAGGAGCCAUCAGUGCAGGAGAGCUGCUCAACCCGGAGACUCUGCUGAGCUGUCUUUAUGCUGGAGACCAAGGCACAGAGACGCCCAACCCUGCCAAUCGCUACCAGUUUGAUAAAGUGGGGAUCCUGACGUUUGGCGACUACGUGGCAGAGCUGGGUCACCCCUACAUCUGGGUACAGAACCUGGGUGGCCUGCAGUUCCCUACAGACAGACCAGAGCGAUCAACCUCCAGAGGGAGCUCUCUCAGCGCCAGUCACAUGGAGACCACCAUGAAGCUUCUGAGGAACCGCCUGCAGUCCCGGCUGGCUCUGCACAAGCAGUUUGCUUCUCUGGAGCACAGCAUCCUGCCCGUGUCCGGAGAGUGCCAGCACCUUUUCCCAGCCAAGAUCGUCUCCCGGCUGGCCAGGUGGACCACCACGACCUACCAGGAUUACGUGGAGCUGCCCUUCACCCGGCACGUCGUGGAGGCCGGGCUGGCCCAGGACACAGACCUGUACUUCAUGGCUCUCAUCGAGAGGGGCACAGCCAGGCUGCAGGCUGCGGUGGUCCUCAACCCUCGCUAUUCGGAGGUGUCCCCUCUUUUCACCCUGUCCCUCAGCUGGAAGGGAGAGCGCAGCGGACGUACGGACGAUAACCUGAGGGCCAUUGAGAGUGAAGUGAACGUCUUCAAGUCGGAGCUGCAGGGACCACACCCAGGCCACCAGCUGCUGACCAACCAGCUGCAGCGCCUGUGCCUGUGCCUGGACGUGUACCUGGAGACGGAGAGCCAGGACGACAGCGUGGAGGGGCCCCGCGAGUUCCCCCGAGAGAAGAUGUGUCUGAGGACCGUGAGGGGUCCUAACCGCCUGAAACCAUUCAAGUACAACCACCCUCAGGGCUUCUUCAGCCACCGCUGAGCACAGCCCCCUCGACCCCCCUCCCUGCCCCUCCACAGCGAUGCACAUGGAGGGAGGGGCUGAUGUGGACUGAAGUCUUCACUGCUGUUCUGCAUCUUUUAGAUGGUGUCCUUACGUGUCUGGUUUGACUAAUAAAACUUCCUUUCUCACUC